This is a messenger RNA of Phodopus roborovskii (desert hamster), 1945 nucleotides long. It is a transcript of the gene Kcnj15, whose product is annotated as potassium inwardly rectifying channel subfamily J member 15. Gene Ontology annotation, molecular function: inward rectifier potassium channel activity. The record is from RefSeq and is a predicted model, not a curated record. Gene Ontology annotation, biological process: regulation of monoatomic ion transmembrane transport; potassium ion import across plasma membrane. The coding region runs from base 296 to 1423 and encodes 375 amino acids. Lineage: Eukaryota; Metazoa; Chordata; Mammalia; Rodentia; Cricetidae. Gene Ontology annotation, cellular component: plasma membrane. The transcript has 3 exons.
GGUAGUUCCUACAGAAACUUGUACCAACUUGUUUUUGACUGACAGCGAACAGCGAGAGAGUUUCUUCACUUAGAAAAACCCUGUCUUUCCAAGGCAACCCUGCAUGGACUGAUCAUUUCCUUGCCUGCUCACAGUUUCUCAUCCACCCAGGAGCCUGCACCGGGCACCCUUUGCAGGCCAUAGCAGAGCCCCAUGGUAGCCAGGUGAGUGAAGGGGAGCGAGGACGUUGCCACUUGCCCUGCAGAAGAUUCCUGACCUACAGAGUGAGUGACCAGGUGGUCCAAGGAGCCUGAGGAUGGACGCUGUUCACAUUGGCGUGUCCAGUGCCCCACUGGUGAAACAUUCCAAUGGGGUUGGACUCAAGGCCCACAGACCUCGAGUCAUGUCUAAGAGCGGACACAGCAAUGUGAGGAUUGACAAGGUAGAUGGCAUCUACUUGCUCUACCUUCAGGACUUGUGGACAACGGUCAUCGACAUGAAGUGGCGAUACAAACUCACCCUGUUUGCCGCCACCUUUGUGAUGACCUGGUUUCUGUUUGGAGUGGUCUACUACGCCAUAGCUUUUAUUCACGGCGAUUUAGAACUUGGGGAGUCCAGUUCGAAUCACACACCCUGCAUCAUGAAAGUGGAUUCUCUCACGGGAGCCUUCCUUUUUUCCCUGGAAUCCCAGACAACCAUUGGCUAUGGGGUCCGCUCCAUCACGGAGGAGUGUCCUCAUGCAAUUUUCCUCUUGGUUGCCCAACUGGUCAUCACCACGUUGAUUGAGAUCUUCAUUACCGGGACCUUCCUGGCCAAAAUCGCAAGGCCCAAAAAGCGAGCGGAGACCAUCAAGUUCAGCCACUGUGCUGUGAUCAGCAAGCAGAACGGGAAGCUAUGCUUGGUCAUCCAGGUGGCCAACAUGAGAAAGAGCCUCUUGAUCCAGUGCCAGCUCUCAGGAAAGCUCCUCCAGACUCAUGUCACCAAAGAAGGGGAGCGCAUCCUCCUCAACCAGGCCACCGUCAAAUUCCACGUGGACUCCUCUUCUGAGAGCCCCUUUCUCAUUCUGCCCAUGACCUUCUACCAUGUGUUGGAUGAGAGGAGCCCACUACGGGACCUCACACCCCAGAACCUAAAAGAAAAGGAGUUUGAGCUGGUGGUCCUUCUCAAUGCCACCGUGGAAUCAACCAGCGCUGUUUGCCAGAGCCGAACAUCGUACAUCCCGGAGGAGAUCUACUGGGGCUUUGAGUUUGUGCCUGUGGUCUCUCUCUCCAAAAAUGGAAAGUAUGUGGCUGAUUUCAGUCAAUUCGAGCAGAUCCGGAAGAGCCCGGAUUGUACCUUCUGCUGUGCGGAUUCUGAAAAACAGAAGCUGGAAGAACAGUACAGGCAGGAGGACCAGAGGGAACGGGAGCUGAGGAGCCUCCUGCUACAGCAGAGCAAUGUCUGACUGGCGCCGGCCGGCCUCUGGGAACCUCCGGAGCCAUCCCCUAACCAGCAUAGGUGGACCUGAUACCAAACCACACAGGUACCCAUGGCCCAUAUCCAUUUUUGUUCUGGUGGCUGUACAAGCAUCUGAAAAUAUAAAAGGAUUUCUUCAGAGUGCUUGGUCAGAAGUGAACACUCAAAUUCAGAUUCCCCUCUCCCCUCCAAAAUGGAACUGUAUAUUGAAGAAGUAAGUGUAAACGAUGGAGAGGACUCCUGUUUGGGUGACAGACUUGUAGCAGUGUUGACAGUGAAUGGAAUGUAUGUCUGUAGAACAUCAGCUUAUAAUGCAAAGUAUUUAUUCAACCUACCCAUCAAGGGUGCCAUCGGUGGCCAAGAUCUGAGGCAUGAUUGACUGACUGUUUGCUUCUGUCACUGCUUGAGAAUCUGCUCCUUCUCAUGUUCAAGUAUGUAAGCUGUAUGUGUAAUGAUGACUGAGUGUUGGGGAAGCAGGGUCUUCAGGCUUGAAAAUACAAUCAUUUUGUUU